UAACCCAUUGACCCAUUGCUGCCUCGUAGGCCCUGGAGUGCGUGUAUGUGUGUGUGUUUGUUUGUUCUUGCGCCGUCCAAAGAGAGCAACGUGGGUGGGUUGUACUGCAGUAGUCGCCGACUCUUCGACCUCACAGAAGCUCUCUCUCAGUGACACCAAAAUGCCGGGAGCCGAGGACAGCUACGAGUGCACGCUCAGCCCUGAGCUGCAGCGCUACGCCUUGGAGGAACUGAACGAGGAUCCCAACAGGAGGGAGAGGACAUCCAGGGCCGUGAGAGAAUGGCUCCAGAAACAAACACACCUCAAUGCCAGGACAGAUCGACGCACCAUCCUAAGGUACCUGCGCGGAUGCAAGUUCUCGCUGGAGAAGACGAAGGCCAAACUAGACAUGUAUUACACCUGCAAGGGCGCCCUGCCGGACAUGUUCAAAGGACGCGACCCCCAGGACCCUCAUCUGAGGCAAAUAAUCAAGAUGGGACUGAUGUUUCCUCUGCCUGGCUACGACCCGGAGGGGAGGAUGGUGAUCUUCGGGAGACUGGGCGCUUGGGACCCCAACAAGGUGAGGCCCGAAGACCUCUUCAAGGCUGCCGGUAUGCUCUUCGACACCAUAUUCCUAGAAGACGAGCAGGUCACGGUUAAGGGCCUCGUCCAGGCAAAUGACAUGACGGGACUGACCUUCAAACACGUGGCCGUUCUCCCUUUCCCUCUAAUCAAAAAGGUCUCCACCACUUGGCAGGAGGGCUACCCAUUCCGACCCAAAGGAGUCCAUUACAUCAACACUCCGCAGGCCUUCGAUGCUCUCUUCAAUCUUUUCAAGCCACUGAUGAGAGAAAAGAUGAAGAAGAGAGUGCACGUGCACGGCAGCAAUAUUGAAGGCAUGCACAAGUACGUUCCGAAAACUAUGUUACCUGCAGAAUAUGGAGGCACUGCCGGAACCAUACAGGAAAUCUCAGACUAUUGGUUAUCGAAAAUGGACAACCACAGAGACUGGUUCCUGGAGGACGAGAAGCACUGCGCAGACGAGACCCGGAGGCCGGGGAAGCCGAAGACUGUGUCGGAUCUCUUCGGCGGCAUCGAAGGGUCUUUUAGGAAACUGGAUUUUGAUUAGUUCGAACACCCCGGAAAGCCUCCCCUUUCGGAUCAACCAUCAUUUGUGAAACCAUUGUAUUAGAGCAUUUAAACCAAUUUAAACACCUCACAGUAUGAUAGACUGGCUUUUGAACUUUUCUGUUUGGCAUAAAUCGUUAGGGAAUCAGUAUCACUCAGCAAAUUUGCCUUUGUUGUUGAGAUAUUGGAACUGGAAAUAGUAGGAGACAUACGGCAUGUUUUUGCUGUGUGACCUUGUAUGGUCAAUUUAACAAAUCUGGUAUCACGUAAAAUUUCAGCAAAAAUUCUGUUUUCGUGAUAAAUUACGAGUUCCAAUUGUGUGUGUGUGUGCUGAUUGUGAAACCACCUCUUUAGGUAGUGAAUAUAGAUAAUCUUUUCCAUCUUAAAAAUACUAAAUUACAAAUCAUAUGCAAAAUCGAACCCACUCAAGAUAUGUUGGACGCUGGUAUAAAGUACAUUUUCUUUAUCGGAUAGACGUCUAAGAUCUUGGGGCUUAAAGCUCCUGUGGGAUGAAAAUACCAAAUCACUGACAAAAUACCUUCUUCCAUUCUGAUUAAAGCAAUCUAGAUAUGACACGAGUAUUCUCAUUUCUGUACUGGACUCAGUACACACCCCGGAAUUUGUUGUUUUCAGAUGAUGUUUUGGUAAUGACUAGAUGUAACGAAUCUAUCUAAUUUAUUAAAGCGUGUGAUUUUUUGGGGCCUUAUUGUAGUAAUAGGGUCAGGCAGUACAUGUGUAUCUGUGCGGCUUUUUGCAUCCGUUGAUAGCGCACUUUUUUAAUACGUCACUUGUUCAUUUUUUUUAUUAUUAUUUACUUUGUGGCUAGUCGUGACGGCAGUUUAAGAUGACUAGGGCUUAGAAGAGUAGAAAGAGUUCAAUAAAUAAUGUUGGCCCAUAAAUUACGGAUCAUUACACGAACACACGAGUCACAGGUGCGCUCAGACAAGAAGUCAGCUUUACUUUAUAUUUAAACUCAAAUACUCCUUAACAUUUCAGGAUCAGGAAGACGGUUCAGUUGAUACUGAUUUGGCUUAUGUUGGUUUUACAUAGAUUAUCCAAAUGCAGAUGAAUCUCCUCUGUUCUUUGAUUUAGUACCUUAUUAUUAAUCCUUUCCUUUUCAUCAAUUUUCGAUUACAUAAUCUGAUAUAGUACCUACGGUGGAAAGAAAUUCAGACUUAUCUUAGCAAAACAAAAGAGCACCUGAAACACUGUUAGAUAUCAUGUCUAGGUUGACUUCCUCGGUCCAAAAUGAAAUCCCUGAUCUUUCUAGUGGUUAUGGAUAAGAUGAGGGAUGUCUAUUAUAGCUGACCUCUUGGACGGUCGUUGCUAAUACACAAAAACUCUAAUGACCCAAAAGGAAUAGCUACAGAUUUAGCACGAAUCACAAGACAUAAAACAAAAUGAAAACCGAGUAACUAUAACGCAUGCACUUGAUUUAUUGAACUUGAAUUUUAGCCGUUAUUUCUGUGUGACUGGUAAUGACAGAGAUUAAUUGUUAUGCGUGUUACCAGUCUGCAUAUUUUGUAAGUUAUUUCUGAUGCAAUUAAAGACGAUGGAUGGAGAAAUGCCC
Macrobrachium nipponense is the source of this 2677-nucleotide messenger RNA. Its product is annotated as alpha-tocopherol transfer protein-like. Gene Ontology annotation, cellular component: membrane. Gene Ontology annotation, molecular function: phosphatidylinositol bisphosphate binding. The record is from RefSeq and is a predicted model, not a curated record. The transcript has 7 exons. The coding region runs from base 161 to 1108 and encodes 315 amino acids. Lineage: Eukaryota; Metazoa; Arthropoda; Malacostraca; Decapoda; Palaemonidae.